GCUCCCUCUGUAUGCGGGAUAAGUUUAUAAAGCAAGAUAGAAUGCACUGAGCGGGCCUAGUUUUACUCUACUCGUGGUGCGGUUGGGAAUUUUUCACUUUUGACUUAUCCUAAAAAUAAAGUAAAACUAUAAACCAUGAAGAAACUGGUAUUUUACAUGUUAUGGCUCACAUGCCAUAAUAUAUGCGUCGAAUGUGUAGAAGAAUCUGAUAAAGCAGUAGUUGCAUCAGAUUCCACGACAAAGGCAAAAAGAUACUUACAUCAUGGUGUAUCACACGAUUCUUCAUCACCUUGUCCGCCGUUUUAUCCUCAUUUCCAUACGUCUAGAAUUCCGAUGCAUGCAAUAAAGUCAUAUGGCCCGCCACCAUAUCCGAAGCCAAUUUAUGGACCACCAGUAGCAAGUCAUGCGGUCCAGUACAUCCAUCAGCCAACGUAUAUGUCCUACGUACCAAAACAAACAGUUUCUUACGUACAUGCAAAACCUCAAGUUUCAAUGCCGCUUUAUCAUUACCUUCCACCAAAGCCAAUGGUUCAUCACGACAUACCGAUUCAGCACCUCGUAAAACAGCAGGCUCAGUGGCAGUAUCAACCACAUUUAGUGAAUUACGAGAAGCCACAUUUCGCUUACGCUCCAACUUAUCACAAACCAAUGAUUCAACAAGUCUCAUAUGUGAAGGGCUUGGAAAGUUCAAUAAAUUAUCAUCCAGUCCAAGCAACUAAUUUUAUAGCUAAACCUGGUAUUGUCUAUAAAUCUGAGUCACAUUACUGUGAACCAUGUCAUCAAACUCCACUGAAACCUCUUGUGCAUAAACCACUACCUCAGAUCGUUCAUGCUCCACCCUCUUACGUAAAGCCCGUUGUUCAUCACCCAGCACCCAUAAAACCUGCGUCUUAUUACCUUCCAGCUCAAUCACAUCCGCAACUGCCAAUUAUCAAACACUCUGGACAUGAAUAUCCUUGCAGUAAAUAAUUUAAUUGAAUCUCAAAUUACUCAUUAAUUUGAUGAAAGUAUUUUUGUAAAGAAAUAUUUGUAAUAAAAUCAAUUUAAUUAUCAUAA
Chelonus insularis is the source of this 1056-nucleotide messenger RNA. RefSeq names its product early nodulin-75-like. The transcript is spliced from 2 exons. The coding region runs from base 136 to 969 and encodes 277 amino acids. Lineage: Eukaryota; Metazoa; Arthropoda; Insecta; Hymenoptera; Braconidae. The record is from RefSeq and is a predicted model, not a curated record.